Trichosurus vulpecula (common brushtail) is the source of this 1243-nucleotide messenger RNA. It is a transcript of the gene METTL1, whose product is annotated as methyltransferase like 1. The transcript is spliced from 6 exons. The record is from RefSeq and is a predicted model, not a curated record. Bases 52 to 843 code for a protein of 263 amino acids. Gene Ontology annotation, biological process: tRNA methylation; RNA (guanine-N7)-methylation. NCBI's taxonomy places the organism in Eukaryota, Metazoa, Chordata, Mammalia, Diprotodontia, Phalangeridae. Gene Ontology annotation, molecular function: tRNA (guanine(46)-N7)-methyltransferase activity. Gene Ontology annotation, cellular component: tRNA methyltransferase complex.
CGAGCGGGCGUCUCCACGUGAGAGUCGCGGAAGCUCUGGGACCCCGGAGCCAUGGAGGCUGCCGAGCUGGACGAGGGCACCCCGGCCCCAGCGCCCCAGAAGCGCUUCUACCGACAACGAGCUCACUCUAAUCCUAUGGCCGACCACACCCUGCGCUACCCUGUGAAGCCAGAGGAGAUGGACUGGUCUGAGCUCUACCCCAAGUUCUUUGCCCCACUGACCCACAACCAGAGCCAUGAUGACCCAAAGGAUGAGAAAGAAGAGGGAGCUCAGGCCCAAGUGGAAUUUGCAGACAUAGGCUGUGGCUAUGGUGGUUUGUUAGUGGAACUAUCCCCGAUGUUCCCAAACACGCUGAUCCUUGGCCUAGAGAUCCGGGUAAAGGUCUCAGAUUAUGUUCAGGAUAGGAUCCGAGCCCUUCGAUCUACUUCUGGGGGUGGCUUCCAGAACAUCGCCUGUCUUCGUAGCAAUGCCAUGAAGCACUUACCCAACUUUUUCCACAAAGGGCAGUUGACAAAGAUGUUCUUCCUCUUUCCUGACCCACACUUCAAACGGACCAAACACAAGUGGCGAAUCAUCAGCCCUACACUGCUGGCGGAAUAUGCCUACGUCCUGAGAAUUGGGGGACUGGUAUAUACCAUCACUGAUGUGAUGGAACUGCACAGCUGGAUCUGUACCCACUUUGAAGAGCAUCCCUUGUUUGAGCGAGUACCCCUAGAGGAACUGGUCGAUGACCCUAUCGUGGGACGUCUUGGAACUUCAACUGAAGAAGGAAAAAAGGUUCUUCGAAAUGGGGGGAAGAACUUCCCAGCCAUCUUCCGGAGAAUUCAGGACUCUGUUGCCUAACUGCCAGCCUCUGGCUCCACUCUGGCUGGACACUGGUCUCUGGCCCUGCCAUAUCUAGAUCUCUUCUCCCUGCAUCUGGGAAGCAUGAUAAAGGCUCUUCUGCCUUCUGGGUGGGAGUGGGCAUCUCUCUGCUGCACUGUUUCUGCUCCAGGCCUGGGAGCUCUGGUGAUGAGGGAAGGGACCAGAUGUUCUGAGAAGCUUCCUUGACUCUUUGAUUGUUCUUCAGGCCAUUUUUCACCAGGAAGCAGAUGGAAAAUGCACACCUUGAGCCUAAGACAAGUUAGUGUUCCUGAGUUAAAGGGGUCUGAUUCUUUAGAACCGCCUUUCAGCCAGGAUAUGCUCUGUAUAGCUGGAAUAAGAAAACAUUGCACUAUCAGCUAAACUUCCUGCUGGGCUCAGA